Molecule: messenger RNA, 1359 nt
Organism: Knipowitschia caucasica
Lineage: Eukaryota; Metazoa; Chordata; Actinopteri; Gobiiformes; Gobiidae
Source: the annotation of a GenBank genome assembly
AUGGGGCGUAAAAAGAAGAAGCAAAUGAAGCCAUGGUGCUGGUAUUGCAAUCGAGACUUUGAUGAUGAAAAGAUUCUCAUUCAGCAUCAAAAGGCUAAACAUUUUAAAUGCCACAUCUGCCAUAAGAAGUUAUAUACUGGCCCUGGCUUGGCAAUCCAUUGUAUGCAGGUUCACAAGGAGACAAUAGACAGUGUUCCAAACGCAAUUCCUGGUAGAACUGACAUAGAGUUGGAGAUUUAUGGCAUGGAGGGAAUUCCAGAGAAAGAUAUGCAAGAAAGACGGCGAACAUUGGAGCAAAAAUCUCAAGAUCAAAAGAGGAAAAAUCAGGAUGACUCUGAUGAGGAUGAUGACGACGAUGAGCCUGGGCCUUCUGCUCAAACAACUGUUCAACCUCAGGCUAGUUACGCUGCUCCCAUGGCCCAGCCUGGGAUGCCUGUUGCUGGUGCGCCAGGAUUACCACAUGGAGGAUACCAAGGAAUGCCUCCUAUGAUGCCAGGUGUUCCUCCAAUGAUGCAUGGGAUACCUCCUGGUAUGCAUGGGAUACCGCCUGGCAUGAUACCGAUGGGUGGGAUGAUGCCUCCCAUGAUGCCAGGAAUGCCUGGAAUACCUCCAGGAAUGCCUCCACACAUGGCUCCGCGGCCAGGGAUGCCCCACAUGACUCCAGCAACCGCAGGCGUUAUUCCAAACAGGCCGGCUGCAGCAGCGCAACCUGCAGUUACUAAGCCUUUGUUUCCCAGUGCAGCUCAGAUGGGCUCUGGAGCUUCAUCUCCUGCAGACCUUCAGUCUGCCUCCUCUCAGCCAUCAUUUCCUAACAUGCCUCAAGCUCAGCAAGGUGCACCUGGAAUUGCUGCCUCCACGGCAGCCUCGUCUGACCCUCCCAAAGCCACGUUCCCCGCUUACACUCAACCCUCUGUCUCUGCCUCCUCUUCCACUUCUGCUUCUAAUCCCUCAAGCAGCACUGUGGCCAAACCCCCGGCCACAGUGACUAGUAAGCCUGCCACGCUAACCACCACGAGUGCAACUAGUAAGUUGAUCCAUCCUGAUGAGGAUAUCUCACUGGAAGAGAUGAGGACACAAUUGCCCCGUUACCAGCGCCUUGUCCCUAGAGUAGGACAAGCUCAUGCAUCUGCUGCUGUGGCAACUGUGGGUGGCAUGAUUCCCCCACAGCAAGGAAUACCCCAGCAGCCUGGAAUGAGGCAUCCCAUGCAUGGUCAAUAUGGCGCUCCUCCACAAGCCAUGCCUGGCUACAUGGCUGGUGGGAUGCCUCCAUAUGGACAGGGCCCAAUGGUUCCCCCAUAUCAAGGGGGCCCUCCACUGGGCAUGAGGCCACCUGUCAUGUCACCGGCCGGACGCUACUGA